CUGCGUACAAAUAUUUUUUCUCCAUCACAAUCAUCGUGUAACCUUAGCCACAACUUAGUGAACGUCUUCACAGAAAUUAUUUUAAAUUGCCCAAAAAUCGCUAUAUAUCGUGUUUAGAUCGUAUCUAGCCCCUCGCGUGGUUCACCCCACGCGUUUCAAAACCCGGGGGUCUAAAAAAUGUACCAUAACCUAACUCCCUAAACCCGACUUGUCAUUUCUGGCGACAAAAACCCGGGCUAAAAAUGGAUGCUGGCGGUGACAGAUCCCUGCAUUCGUCUAAUGUGGCUGUGAUCCGAGAGGUGUACGAUAGCGAGUAUUCGCAGCAGUGCUUCUCCAUGGAGUUAGAGAAGGCUCUCGACGCUUGUUGUACCGUCAUUGUGAUAGAACCGAGUCAGUUGGGGGACGAAACGGCCCGUUGGAUCAGCGUGGGGAACUGUCUGCAUAAAUCAGCCGUGUUUUCGGGGAUUGGCUCGAUUCUGUCGGGGUUUCUUUGGCCGGAGAGAUUCGUGCCCCAGGUCCCCUUUAGCAUAUUCUCGGCUUUGUGCGCCUCGCUGUACACAGUAUCGUGGCAGUUCGACCACUGUGUGAAAUACCAGGUCGAGAGAGACCCCCGAAAGCUGGCAAGACUCCCCAUUUUGGGGGCCUUGACAGCCGCCUCGCCGGUUGUCUUGGUCCGGAAAGACAACACGAAGCGAAUUGUCCUUCACUGGAGUGUGUCUCUAGCCGCGGCGGCUCUGUGCGUGUACCGACUUUACCGCACCUUGAAAUAAAUUCCGAGUUUGUGUCUAGUUAAAUUAUUCUGUAGAUUAUUCCAAGUUAAACAUCGAGUGUUGGUACAAAACACUUUGUCUUCCUUUCCGAGGAGGGGCAGUAUUGAUCAAUUCGUUUCACUUCAUUACGAAACUUUGUUAAUGUAAAUAGUUAAAUAAAACACAGUUGAGAUUUA
Messenger RNA from Tribolium castaneum (red flour beetle), 946 nucleotides. It is a transcript of the gene Pmi, whose product is annotated as transmembrane protein 11-A, mitochondrial. The transcript is spliced from 2 exons. NCBI's taxonomy places the organism in Eukaryota, Metazoa, Arthropoda, Insecta, Coleoptera, Tenebrionidae. The record is from RefSeq and is a predicted model, not a curated record. The coding region runs from base 243 to 770 and encodes 175 amino acids. Gene Ontology annotation, biological process: inner mitochondrial membrane organization. Gene Ontology annotation, cellular component: mitochondrial inner membrane.